Messenger RNA from Alternaria metachromatica, 3138 nucleotides. RefSeq lists its product as uncharacterized. The transcript has 2 exons. NCBI's taxonomy places the organism in Eukaryota, Fungi, Ascomycota, Dothideomycetes, Pleosporales, Pleosporaceae. The record is from RefSeq and is a predicted model, not a curated record. Gene Ontology annotation, biological process: mRNA export from nucleus; protein import into nucleus; positive regulation of DNA-templated transcription. Bases 1 to 3138 code for a protein of 1045 amino acids. Gene Ontology annotation, cellular component: nuclear pore outer ring. Gene Ontology annotation, molecular function: structural constituent of nuclear pore.
AUGUUUCGUGGACCACCGUCAACACCCGGCCGCAGCUACUACGACGACAGCCUACACGCCCCCUCGACCACACCCGCUGGCCCUCCGCCCCUAGACGAAUCGCACUAUCCCUCCUCAACACCAGCUGGCCCGCCGCCAGGCAUGAACCAAGGACUCUUCGGCAAUGCACGCCCAACCUUCAACCCAAACAGCUAUGACUACGCCAGCAACUCGCUAUUCGGUAGCUCGCCGCCCAAGGGAAGCAUGUUUGAAGGCAAUGGGCUCGGCUCAAUAGGCACUUCGACUUCCGGACGGCCCCCAACACAACGUGGACGCAUCGCAACUUCUGGCCAGUUCCAAGCGCCCACACACACCCUACACCAGGACGCGGAAGGCGAGUCGGAAGAGGAGUACACGGAUGAAGACCAGGAAGAAGAUGACGACAUGGACGAAGAUGAGGGCACCGAGGAGGACGAGCCGCUCUCACCGCAGCGCCGCAACAAAACACAGAACAGGUUCUCCCAGUCAAUUGUCUCAAGAACAAGCGCAACCGACAUGGAGCCAAGCCCAGCCUUGGUGCGGUCAGGCGCAAAACAGACGCGAUUCGAUCUCCUUGCGCUCGCUAAGGGCCUUACUUCCAACAGCGACCGACAGGCUCUGCGCGAGUCCGACCAAAUCAUAUUGGAGACGGAGCGUCUGGUCGAGAAAGUCCACGAGUCUCUUCAAUCAGACUCGCCAGACAAGCGGACUGAGGUGCUUGGCACAGUCGCUCAGGAGUUGAUCGCAACUUGGCCAGAUGCACACAGGUCGACUUCACAGGAGCUGUCGCAAGCACGCCAGCUUGCCGCUCUUCUGCUGACCCUUCACAACCCCCCACAGAUUGGCCUAAACCAGCGAGCCUCCGCCCUCUCCCUCGUCGCGCGAACCGAUUCGAAACAAUACACACCCAUCCCGCGAGUGCUGCUCGACUGGCUGAACAGCACAUUCCCUCAGGUCGAGGCCGAAGUGGUGUUGAAGGAGACCCGCGGAUAUUCAAGACAUUCCUCGUUCUGGGAAGCUGUCCAUGUAUCUACUGUCCGGGGCAACUUCUCGCAGACUAUGAGACUACUUCAGGGCGCUCAGCUUGAGCACGCCGAGACAGCUCAACACGACGGAUUGGGCACUUCAGGAUACGUCGGGUCACACCUCUCAUACGCAAACCACGCGCUUCGUCAAGCAAUCGAUCUCCUCCGGGAAUGUCCAGCCAUCGCAUCGGAAGAUUGGGACAUCAAGGGUCACGAUUGGAGCAUCUUCAGGCAGCGCGUUCACCAGGCGAGUGCUAGCUUGGAGGAGUUUGCAGAGGGCGAAAGUGUGAGCCGACACUCUAUCUCUCAGCCUUUCAAGGCGGCACAUUUUGGCAUAUCGCAAACUCAGGCAAGCUUCCAGCUUAGUGUGGCCAGUCGCAAAGCUGAGAGCAAAGUGCCCUGGUCUGUGUAUGAGGCCCUCAGCACGGUUUACAAGCUCUUGCUGGGCGAUGAAGAAGCAAUCCUCGAAUUGUCAGCCGACUGGAUCGAAGCAGUAGUGGGUCUGGGCGUCUGGUGGAAUGGCGAAGAGGAAGAUUCGGCACAGGGUAGUCUAGCGGCAAGCCGUCGCUCCAUCAUGCGGUCUCAACGAGUUCGCCCUGUCGACGUGACUCCGGUCAAAGCGUACUGCCAACGGCUAUCUUCCGCGCUGGCGGCUGUCAUCCAGAACAGCGACGAAGACUUCAGUGUCAAUGCUGUCGACCCUUUCGAGGUGGGGAUAGCAUGUAUACUUGAUGACAACAUCGAGGGCGAUCUCCAAAUCCUGCAGAGUUGGUCCCUCACCAUGGCUUCUGCAGUCGCGGAGCUUGCCAGUGCAGGAGAGUGGUUCACAAGCGCAAAGGGCCUGAUGGAUCAGUUCGACCAGAGUGAUCUGAUGGUCCUGAGUUACACUGAACAGCAACAGCCGAAGGGUGUGAGAAAAGACGACAUACUUAUUGCCUACGCCAAUUUGCUGCCAGCCAGGGGCGAACUCGAGGCUAGAGACGGUCAAACAUCCAAAGAAGGAUGGGAGAUCGCGGUGCAGAUUCUCGGUAGACUGGACGACGGCAUCACAGCAAACGAGCGUAUUGAGCGGAUACUAAAUGACUUGCAACUUGAGUCCUCAGCUCGUGUCGACAAGAUCACCCAGCUUUGCCAUAACUUGGGCCUCUCACAGCAUGCCGUCAUCAUCGCUCAGAAAUACGCCGACCAUCUCCGCACCAACACCGAGAGCUAUGGCGAUACACUGCUCUACUACGCCCGUGCCCACGACGCACAAAAGAUUCAAGAGGUGCUACGAGUCUUGGUCGCCCACUGCCUUAUCAAGUCGACCGCCUAUCCGCCUCUAGAUGAACUGGACGAAUCACUCAACUCGCUCAUUACUUCACCAAAGCAGACCCUGACAAAACUCGCAAGCCUAGACUCUGAGGCAGCUUCUCUACUUUCAAACCAUCUGAGCGGUUACGCAACAAUACGCAAAUACUACGACCUACGAGAUGAAGAGGUGUUGUUGAAGCCCGGAGAGAAGCCAGCACAUCGACCCAUGGCACGGAAACGAGCUGCAGCGAACGCGCUCAUGGUUAUCAUCGCCAGCGCGGCAUCCAGCAUUCGUGGAGGACUGUACGAUCCAGAGAUAGAAACUGUGGUUCAAGUCGACGUUCUCCUACCGUUGCUAGGCGAGGCACUCAUCUUUGUCAACCAGCCCAAGCGCACAUUGACGCUCCGCCACUUGUACGAUCUCCUCGCAGCCAUCGAGGACCUUGAUACCGCACCUAGCAUGAUCCGAACGCAAUGUGAGGAGGUACUUGCGACUACCCUCCUCUCCGCACACGACCCCAACGCCUCUCAACAAUUAUCGAAAUCGACAUCGAAUUUGACGACAGCGUCAAGCCAAUAUUCGCUUAUAGGCUCGAUUGAUUUCGGCUCCGCAGAUGGUCAGAGUGCAGAGGGCUCGACGGUCUUUGUCAAGGGUGGACACGUAGACGAUAGUAAGCGCGGGUGGGAUUGGCGGAAAGGCUUCCCGAAGGGUGCAAAGAGUGAGGAUAUUAUUGCGGUGCUAAGAUUGGGAGUUGCGAGGGAAAUCGGCAGAGCUUUUGCUGAGGGUGAGGUCACCGCUUAG